AUUGAGUAAAGACUUGGCAAAGAAGUUAAUAAAAGAAUUGGAUCCAUACUUGAAACCUCAAAUGAGAUCAUCUGAUUUAGACUCUACAACAAAGGUUUUAAUAGCCCUUGAUUUUUACGCUACUGGUUGUUAUCAAACUCCAGUUGGGAACAGUAAAUUUUUUUCAGUGUCUCAACCCUCGGUAUCUAGGUGUUUAGAAGAAGUGACUUCUGCAUUGAACAAUGAAAAUGUUUUUUUUAAAUGGGUGAAAUUCCAGAGUAACUUAAGAGAACUAAGAAAAGUUCGCAGCGAAUUUUACAUGGCUACUGGUUUCCAAGGUUGCAUAGGAUGCAUAGACUGCACUCACGUAGCAAUAGUACCACCAUCAAAAGAUCCAUUAAAUGCAAACCCGGAAUAUAUUUAUGUCAACCGUAAGGGGUACCACUCAAURAACAUAUGCGACGUGAACCUUAAAAUUAUGAACGUAAAUGCAUUAUUUCCUGGGAGUACCAACGAUGCUUACAUAUGGAGUAACAGCAAUGUACAACCAGUUGUAAAAGAACUGUAUGAUAAUGGCCAUAAAGGAUAUUUUCUUUUGG
Molecule: messenger RNA, 578 nt
Organism: Diuraphis noxia (Russian wheat aphid)
Lineage: Eukaryota; Metazoa; Arthropoda; Insecta; Hemiptera; Aphididae
Product: putative nuclease HARBI1
Source: RefSeq, a predicted model, not a curated record